CUAUCAGAGUUCGGUUGCGCGGAUUGGGAUCUUUGUUCCUUCCGCCUGCUGUGUUUGUUGCCUAGGCCUUAUCGGUUGUCUUUCCGAUACGCCUUUAGCCCUUGUGGUUAUUCGAUUUUCGUCUUCCCCUACCCUGCCCUGUCCAUCUCUCCUCUCCUUUCCUUUUUCUUCUUCCCCUUCUGAGCUUUUCCUUCUUUUCUCUCUUUUCUAUUGACGCCACCCCCCCUACUCCUGUUGUCAUCUCUUGCGAAUUUCCUCCUACUGACAACCGAUUCCUUGCCGUUACAGGAUUCAAGAGUCAUGGCCACCCAACUAGACACGUUGGACGUUCUUGUCCUUGCGGCUCUGCUUCUCGGUACCAUCGCAUACUUCACCAAAGGUUCACUAUGGGCUGUCGAAAAAGAUACUAUCACUGGAAUCUAUGGAGGCUCUAAGGCUAAUGGCGCGGCCACCAAAGGCAGCAAAACUAGGGAUAUUGUUAAGACUAUGGAAGAAUCCGAUAAGAAUAUGGUUAUCUUUUACGGUUCACAAACAGGAACAGCCGAAGAUUAUGCCUCUAGAUUGGCGAAAGAGGGCAGCGCUAGGUUUGGGUUGAAGACUAUGAUUGCGAACCUUGAGGAAUUCGACUACGAAAAUUUGGACACUCUCCCAGAAGAUAAGGUUGCAGUUUUCGUCAUGGCUACUUAUGGUGAAGGUGAACCGACUGAUAACGCUGUGGAUUUCUACGAAUUCAUCAUGGGUGACGACGUUAAUUUUACUGAGGGCGAUCGCUUGGGCAACCUUAAAUUCAUUGGCUUUGGGUUGGGCAACAACACUUAUGAACAUUUUAACGCUGUCAUCCGCCGUCUAACCGCAACUCUCUUGAAAUUGGGCGCUAAACAGAUCGGCAACAUUGGCGAAGGCGACGAUGGUACUGGUACUAUGGAAGAGGAUUUUUUGGCCUGGAAGGAACCCAUGUGGAAAGCACUUCAAGAGGAGAUGGAUUUGGAGGAGAGAGAAGCUGUCUAUGAACCUGUUUUCUCCAUUGCUGAGCGCACGGAGCUUUCGGUCGAAGACGACACUGUCUACCUUGGUGAACCCAACAAGAAUCACCUCGAAGGAGGUUCUAAGGGACCCUAUGGAGCCAACAAUCCCUUCAUUGCACCAAUCAAAUCCUCUCGUGAAAUUUUUACCGUCAAGGAUAGGAACUGCUUGCACAUGGAAAUUGAUCUUACCGGCACAAACCUUUCCUACACUACCGGUGAUCACAUCGCUGUUUGGCCUACCAACGCUGGUAAAGAGGUUGAUGGGUUUUUGAAAGUCCUCGGUCUUGAGGAGAAGAAGGAUGGCGUAAUCGAUGUUACCGGAAUCGAUUCUACUGCGAAGGUUCCGUUUCCAACACCCACCACCUAUGACGCGAUCGCCCGCUAUCAUCUCGAGAUCUGUGCUCCCGUCUCCCGUCAAUUUCUUGCGUCUCUUGCUGCUUUCGCCCCAACUCCUACUGCCAAAGAUGAACUCACAAGGCUCGGUGGUGACAAAGACUACUUCCAGGAGACAAUCUCAUCUCGGUAUCUCAACAUUGCACAGGUCUUGGAGCUCAACGCGCCUGGCGAGAUUUGGUCAAACGUCCCUUUCUCCUUGAUGGUUGAAGGACUGAAUCGUAUUCAACCACGUUAUUACUCGAUCUCAUCCUCUUCGUUGGUUCAACCGAAACUUGUUUCAAUCACUUGUCAUGGGGACCCGGAACCCGACCCACAUGGACUCAGCUACGCAAUCACUGGCCCCAGGAACAAAUAUGACGGUAUCCAUGUCCCGGUCCAUACCCGGGCGUCAAACUUCAGGCUUCCUAGUGACCCUUCCAAGCCUGUUAUCAUGAUUGGGCCCGGUACUGGUGUAGCACCCUUCAGGGCUUUUGUUCAGGAACGUGCAGCGCUUGCGGAGAAGGGCGAGAGGAUUGGAAAGACAUUGCUGUUUUUUGGUUGUAGGAAAGCUUCUGAGGAUUUCCUAUACCAAGAAGAAUGGAAGGAAUAUGCUUCAAAACUCGGAGAUUCGUUCUCACUCAUCACCGCUUUCUCACGUGACGGACCUGAGAAGGUGUACGUGCAGCACAGACUGAAAGAGCGCGCCAAAGAAGUUAAUGAGCUUUUGGCACAAGGUAGCUACUUCUAUGUUUGCGGAGACGCUGCCCACAUGGCCAGAGAGGUCAAUACCUCCCUCGGAAGCAUCAUCGCUCAGGAGAGGGGUUUGACAGAGACUCAAGGAGAGGAAAUCGUCAAGAGACUGAGAUCUAGCAAUCUAUACCAGGAGGAUGUCUGGUCAUAAUCGACUGGAAGCGGCCUCGGCACGCUAGUGCUGACGUUUCCCGACGUUUUCCAUGUUUCUCUUUUCUUUCUUUCUUUUUAGCGCUUGUUGGAGAAUUAUUUCCCCCGGCUUUCAUGUCCUUCGUUCUAUUGCCAAUAGGGAUAGACCAUGAUGAAUUUCAAUUUCCCUUCUGUUUCUUUUAAGUGCUGGUAAUUUUCUUCUUCCUUACCUUCGAAAAGUGCAUUGCGUACUUUGCAUGUCAUAAAUGAAUGUUCUUUUUUGGCUUUUGCCUAGGUAACUCUUCUAGGCUGGGGCAAUAUGAUUGUUUGGUCGGUGGGGAAUGUGGGGCGACGUACAGCACCACCUAAACGUUUGUGGAGUACUUUAGAGGGUGUGGGGAAAAAACGGCAAGGUUGUGUGUGUGUGGGCGGGUGGUUUCCCAAGAUGGUUUGAACGCAUAUGUCCGUACAAUUUACAAUAAUAUCAUAAGAUCCUUGA
Molecule: messenger RNA, 2778 nt
Organism: Tuber melanosporum (Perigord truffle)
Lineage: Eukaryota; Fungi; Ascomycota; Pezizomycetes; Pezizales; Tuberaceae
Exons: 4
Coding region: 301-2301 (666 amino acids)
Cellular component (GO): cytosol
Molecular function (GO): flavin adenine dinucleotide binding; NADPH-hemoprotein reductase activity; FMN binding
Source: RefSeq, a predicted model, not a curated record